Tinamus guttatus (white-throated tinamou) is the source of this 999-nucleotide messenger RNA. Lineage: Eukaryota; Metazoa; Chordata; Aves; Tinamiformes; Tinamidae. The record is from RefSeq and is a predicted model, not a curated record.
AUGAGGCCUGUAGAGAAUGAACAACAAGGAAAGGCAUCGCUGCUUCGGCGGCUUCAGAGCACAUUAGUCAUAGCGGAACACAACAAUGAGACUCUCACGCCCGUUACACUGAACACUAUCACGGCGGCAAAACGUCUCGGAGGGGAAGUUUCUUGCUUGGUAGCUGGUACCAGCUGUGACAAGGUAGCACAAGAAGUGAGCAAAGUGCAGGGUGUUGCAAAAGUUCUAGUGGCUCAACACGAUGCAUACAAAGGAUUUCUAGCAGAGGAGCUGACUCCCUUGGUUUUGGAAGCUCAGAAACAAUUUAAUUAUACGCACAUUUGUGCUGGAGCCUCUUCCUUUGGGAAGAAUCUUAUUCCCAGAGUGGCAGCUAAACUUGAUGUUGCCCCUGUUUCUGACAUUAUUGAAAUUAAGUCGCCAGACACUUUUGUGCGAACUAUCUAUGCGGGAAAUAUACUUUGCACUGUACAAUGUGAAGAAAAGAUAAAAGUAUUUUCUGUACGAGGAACUUCUUUUGAGGCUGCACCAGUAAGCGGAGGUAGUGCCAGUGUAGAAAAGGUAACCCCUCCGCCGCCUGUCGGUAUAUCGGAAUGGCUUGAGCAGCAGUUGACAAAAAGCGACCGACCAGAGCUUACUAGUGCAAAAGUGGUUGUCUCAGGUGGUUUUUGUUUAAAGAGUGGUGAAAAUUUUAAGUUGCUAUACGAUCUUGCGGAUCAGUUGAAUGCUGCAGUUGGAGCUUCCCGUGCAGCUGUCGAUGCUGGCUUCGUUCCUAAUGACUUGCAAGUUGGACAGACGGGCAAAAUAGUAGCACCAGAACUUUAUAUUGCUGUGGGAAUAUCUGGAGCCAUCCAACACUUGGCUGGGAUGAAAGACAGCAAGACCAUCGUUGCUAUUAACAAGGACCCGGAGGCUCCCAUUUUCCAAGUGGCAGACUUUGGCCUGGUGGCAGACUUGUUUAAGGUAGUGCCCGAGAUGACCGAGCUCCUCAAGAAGAAGUGA